UACGGAUAACACUACCAAGAAUACCAGGCUUCCUACUGUUAGCUAAAUCAUAAAGACAGCAUGUUUUCUCCCAUUUUAUGCUGUCUUUCACCUUCAGCUAGACAAUAAUAAUAUUCUAUCCUAAUUAUUACAUGUUGCCUUCCUAGCUAGCUAGCUGAUGAUCACCAAACGUACUGUCAAAUAUACCUGAUCUUCCUAAUUUGAUCUCCUCCUCGAGCCAUGAUCAGUAUGAUGACAUCCAAGAAGACGAGAGGCUUCAUGUGCCAGUCUCCGGCAGCAACUGCAGUGUGCAUGGCCAGCGAUUCUCGCUCGGUGAUAGUGCCCAGAAGGUCUGGGAGAACUCUGAAUGACAAUAAACGGUUAAUCAAAAAUGCCAAGUACUACUCUAAGCUUCAUGUUGAUCUGUCCCCUGGGCUCGUUCUGGGUAAUAAGAGAUCAUCGGAGUCUGUGCCACGCAUAAAACGAGGUGGAGUACAAGAAACGGACCACGAUCAUCAGGCAAAGGCCCUAGUACAGAAACAUUCUUCAUUGGCUCCCUCGGACCAUGUCUUCCAGGUUGUUGUGAUGCGUGUAUCAAUUCAUUGUCAAGGCUGUGCUGGCAAAGUUAAGAAGCAUCUGUCCAAAAUGGAAGCAGGGGUUACAUCGUUCAGUAUAGACGUAGAGACAAAGAGAGUGACGGUGAUGGGACACGUUUCACCAGUUGGAGUCCUGGAGAGCAUCUCAAAGGUGAAGAAGGCAGAGUUCUGGCCAUCAUGUUAAUGAUCAUUGAUCAAUGCAGAUGCAUCCAUCGAUCCCAUGCCAUCAUUGCCAUGCUACAUUAUAAUAUUUACCUGAAAUGGAAGCUAUAUAUAAAGGAGAAGGACAUGAAGUUUGCGCAGUAGUUCCAAUUAAUUAAUUAAUUAAUUAAUCUCAUGAAGCUAGCUUUAAAUCUCCGUCUUUUUGGUUUUACUUUAGGUACUGCAUGCAUGUCUGUUAAUUUUGGUGGUCCAGGAAGAAAACCCAUAUAUGAUGCAAAAGGCCGUGGCCAGAAUUAAUAUUCCA
Juglans microcarpa x Juglans regia is the source of this 1041-nucleotide messenger RNA. Its product is annotated as heavy metal-associated isoprenylated plant protein 35-like. Gene Ontology annotation, molecular function: metal ion binding. The record is from RefSeq and is a predicted model, not a curated record. Lineage: Eukaryota; Viridiplantae; Streptophyta; Magnoliopsida; Fagales; Juglandaceae. The transcript has 3 exons. The coding region runs from base 220 to 759 and encodes 179 amino acids.